ACGUUGCUACGGGCGACGGCGCAGGCGCGGCGUAGGAGCGGCAGUUUUUCGCCUGUCAAACUGGUGAGAAUCCAUUUCUGCAAGGCUUCAUUUCUGACAGAUCACAGCUGAGCUGAAUAAUGGAUCGUGGUGAUUUGUUGGAGGAGGAGAUAUUGGUCACCAUUUUGGCACUCCUAUCCCAUCUCAACAGCCUCCUGGAGGCUGCUGUGGCAGCUGCCACCAGAUGUCUACAUUUGGUGCGCCAGAAUAAUUACAACACUCAUACUGACUGGAUGGUCCUUGUUUCGACUCCACAGCGGCCACGCUACUGGGUAUACCCGCACAGGUCCAUGGACUGGUGGAAAAACUGUGUGUUGGCCCAGUGGGAAGACAGCCGGUGGGUGCGAAAUUUUAGGAUGUCCCGCAGGACCUUCAUGUGGCUUGUUGACAUCCUGAAGCCACACCUGUUCCACCAGGACACACAGAUGCGUCAUGCGUGGCCAGUGGAUCUAAGAGUCGCCAUGUCUCUCUGGUAUCUGGCUAACAAGAACUCAUUCCGGGAGGUGCAGGAGCAGUUCGGGGUUGGGCUGACUACUGUUGCUGACGCGGUCCACGAGUUCUGCAUGGUAGUGGAGGAGGUCCUGGUUCCCAGGUUGGUCAAACUGACAGACCCAAUGGAGCAGAUCAUGCUGGGGUUCGCUGAAAUUGGAUUCCCUCAGUGUGUUGGCGCUGUCGAUGGCUGCCACAUCCCCAUUCAGAAUCCAGCUGACUCGAAUGGGGAAUACAUUAACAGAAAAAAGUUCGCAUCAAUCGUCUUCAUGGCCAUUCAAGUGACCACAGAGGACGCUUCUAUGCUGCAGAGGCUGGAGAAUCUGGAAAAAGCCAUGACGCCUACAUCUUCAACGGGUGCCACUUCACUCCACGCCAUUGAUCGUGGGGCCUUCUUUCCAGCAACUCCAUCUCUGGUUGUGGAUGGGGUAGCUGUCCCCCCCUUGGUCCUUGAGAUGGGGCCUUUCCCAUGCUGCAAGUGGCUGGUGACGCCGCAUAAGCCAGUCCACAAUGCAGGCAGUUUAAUCGAAGGUUGUCACUGGCUAGAUGCACACAGAGCUUGCCUUUGGUCGAAUUGA
Sphaerodactylus townsendi is the source of this 1106-nucleotide messenger RNA. RefSeq lists its product as uncharacterized. NCBI's taxonomy places the organism in Eukaryota, Metazoa, Chordata, Lepidosauria, Squamata, Sphaerodactylidae. The record is from RefSeq and is a predicted model, not a curated record. The transcript is spliced from 2 exons. Bases 120 to 1106 code for a protein of 328 amino acids.